This is a messenger RNA of Protobothrops mucrosquamatus (brown spotted pit viper), 858 nucleotides long. RefSeq names its product transmembrane protein 158 (gene TMEM158). The coding region runs from base 1 to 858 and encodes 285 amino acids. The transcript has 2 exons. Gene Ontology annotation, molecular function: peptide binding. The record is from RefSeq and is a predicted model, not a curated record. NCBI's taxonomy places the organism in Eukaryota, Metazoa, Chordata, Lepidosauria, Squamata, Viperidae.
AUGCUGCUGCCCUUUCUCCCGGCACUGUUGGCCGUUUUAGCGCCAUCCUUUCCCUGCCGAGGCUGGUCUCCCUCGGCUUCUUCAGAAUCCGGACGAAAGGAGCCGUCAGGACUCACCCUGCCGCCUCUCAACUCCUCUUCCUCUCCCAAGUCCUUUGUAAAUGGGGCCGCGUUUCCGACCGAGAUCGAGGAAGGGCGAGGAGAGGCCACCAAGGCGGCGGCGGCGGCGGCUGUAGCUACCCCUUUACCUGGGUCACCUCGCUCCGCGCCCCAGCAGCAGCAGCCCCGCGAGGAGCCGGCAUGCAACAUCAGCGUGCAGAGACAGAUGCUAAGCUCAUUGCUGGUGCGUUGGAGCCCGCUGGGCUUCCAGUGUGACCUCGUGCUCUUUUCCACGAGUGGCCCCGGCGGGCGCGCCUUUUUCUCGGCCGCCUUUCACCGCGUCGGGCCGCCGUUGCUCAUUGAGCAUAUCGGACUGGCAGCUGGUGGCGUCCAGCAAGACCUCCGCCUAUGCGUGGGCUGCAGCUGGGCGCGAGGUAGGCGCAUCGGCCGCCUUCGUCCGGGCGCCUCCAACCCAGCCGCGUCGUCUCCUCCUUCGCCUUGGCAGCAAGGGGAGCGCCUCCACUUCUGCUGUCUGGAUUUCAGCUUGGAGGAUCUCAAGGGGGAUCCCGGCUGGAGGAUGAACCGCAAGCCCAUCGAGUCCACCCUGGUGGCCUGUUUCAUGACUCUGGUCAUCAUUGUGUGGAGCGUGGCCGCCCUCAUCUGGCCGGUGCCCAUCAUCGCCGGCUUUUUGCCCAACGGCAUGGAGCAGCGGAGGAGUGCCCCCAUCUCGACAACAUCUGGAACAGCUGCAGCAAAAUGA